CCUCCUCUGAGCCCAUGGCCCGCGCCACCUCCAGUCCCCGCGCCCCGCUCCUCGGGGCCGCGCUGCUGCUGCUGCUCCUGGGGACCUCAGGCCGGCAAGCGACAGGUGCGCCUGUGGCUUCGGAGCUGCGCUGCCAGUGUCUGCAAACAGUGCCAGGAGUGCACCCCAAGAGCAUCCAGAGUGUGAAGGUGUUGGCCCCAGGACCCCACUGCACCCAGCCUGAAGUCAUAGCCAUGCUGAAGGAUGGACGAGAGAUUUGUCUCAACCCGGAAUCUCCCAUGGUCCAGAAGAUCAUCCACAAGAUACUAAACAGGUGA
Jaculus jaculus (lesser Egyptian jerboa) is the source of this 317-nucleotide messenger RNA. RefSeq names its product growth-regulated protein homolog gamma-like. Gene Ontology annotation, cellular component: extracellular region. Bases 15 to 317 code for a protein of 100 amino acids. The record is from RefSeq and is a predicted model, not a curated record. Gene Ontology annotation, molecular function: chemokine activity; CXCR chemokine receptor binding. Lineage: Eukaryota; Metazoa; Chordata; Mammalia; Rodentia; Dipodidae. Gene Ontology annotation, biological process: chemokine-mediated signaling pathway; antimicrobial humoral immune response mediated by antimicrobial peptide; cellular response to lipopolysaccharide. The transcript has 3 exons.